Messenger RNA from Colletotrichum paranaense, 690 nucleotides. RefSeq lists its product as uncharacterized. The transcript has 2 exons. Lineage: Eukaryota; Fungi; Ascomycota; Sordariomycetes; Glomerellales; Glomerellaceae. Bases 1 to 690 code for a protein of 229 amino acids. The record is from RefSeq and is a predicted model, not a curated record.
AUGCAGAUCCAAUCCGCCCUCGUCUCCCUCGCCCUCGUCGCCGGCACGGCCUCGGCCUACGAGCACGUCUACACCAACGGCACCUACACCAUCACCAAGGUCUGGGACGCCGUCACGACCUACUGCCCCCAGCCCACCACCCUCUGCUUCAACAACCGCACCUACACCAUUGAGCAGCCCACCACCUUCAUCAUCCCCGACUGCCCCUGCACCCAGACCUACACCACCAACCAGUGCUCCGAGUGCGCCCACGCAACCGGCUACGUCGUCCCCGCUCCGCCCGCCCAGACCGACGUGCCCCCCGCCGUCCCCACCCAGACCGGCCUCAUCACCUGCCCCGGCAGCCCCAACUGCCCGCCCGGCGCCUCGGGAUCCGUCCUUCCCCCUGCUCAGACCGGCUCCGCUGGCGUCGUCUGCCCCGGUAGCCCCAACUGCCCUCCCGCUGCUUCCGGCGGUGCUGGCGGUGCUGGUGGUGCUGCCUCCGGUGGCGCUGGUGGUGCCGGCGGUGCUGCUACCCCCAGCCAGACCGGCGCGCUCGUCUGCCCCGGCAGCCCCAACUGCCCCGCCACCGGCACCGCUGGCACCAACGGCACCAAGCCUACGACCGUCGUCGUCGCCGGCGCCGAGAAGAACGCCGCUGCUGCUGGUGUUGCUCUCGUUGCUGGUGUCGUUGCCGUUUUGGCUCUGUAA